AAAAAUUAAAGCAACUCCAAAUUGAUCAAAGUAAGGAGCGUAUCCUUCAACAGCAAAAUCAACAAAAACAAAAAACACAAUCGACUACAAUAGAAAAACAAUUAACAAAAUUAAAAGCAGAAAUGCAUGCAAUGGAAGCGGUUUUGGAGAGAAUGAAAAAUACUGAAGGGUUAGAAGAAGAUGAUUUGGGAGAAGAAAAGGAAGAAGGGAAAAAUAGGGAAAAUGAAGGAAAAGCUGAAAUUAAAGUUGAAAAAAUCCAAAAUCAUAAAAGAAAUGAAGGAAGAACGGAAAUAAAAGAUGCUAAGGAACAACCAAAUCGAGAGACAACGACAAAACUUCCAGCUACCCCAAAAAUUGUUUUACCAACAAAAAUUGAAAACAAUAAAAACCAUAGGCAUUUAAACAAUCCUAGACCUAUUCCCAUAUUAAUUGGGGAUCAAAAAAUAAUAGUUUCAUCAGCUGCUAUACCUCAAUUAUCUUCUUCUAAAAAGCCCUCGCUUCCUUUAAAUAAUUCUUUUGUUCAGAAGAAAAAUAACAAUAAAGAACAACAAAUAAUUUUAACAACAACAUCAAAACCUAUACUUUUUAUGAAAACUUCAAUUCAGAGAAGAAAUAAUAGAGGAAAUUUAAUUUCAAAUAACAACACUAAUAUUAAUAAAAAAAUUAUUUUGACUGAAAAUCCUGGUGAAUUUUUAAUAGAAUUAUUUUUAAAAAAAUUUUAA
Molecule: messenger RNA, 722 nt
Organism: Meloidogyne enterolobii
Lineage: Eukaryota; Metazoa; Nematoda; Chromadorea; Rhabditida; Meloidogynidae
Source: the annotation of a GenBank genome assembly